CCACCCGCACCCAAGAUGGCGGCUCGGCAGCGCCGCACGCCGCGCUCAACAUGGCGGCCGCCAGUGACAGCCACGGAGGGGCUGAGCGGGGCGGUGACGCCACUUCCGGCCGAACAAGAGGUACUUCCGGCAGAAGUACAGCCCCGGUUUGCAAUGGAGUCGGGCGAGGUCCGGCCGGGGGUGGCGGCGACGCUGCGGGCGCUGAACGAAGCGCUGGGACGCCCCGGCGCGCUGUGGGUGAAGGAGAGCAGCUCCCGCAACCUGCGGCACCGCGACUUCCUGGCGCCGCGGGCCGCGCUCCGAGCCGCCUUCCCGGGCGGGCAGGUGCCGGCGGACGUCGUGGAGCUCGUGACGUCGCUGUGCGGCGCGGGCGUGUUGGCAGUGAGCAGCGCGCAGCAGACGCCGGCGGGGUUGGAGGUGCGGUUGCAGCGGCCCGAGGCUUUCCGGCGGCUGCUGGUGCUGUGCUCCGCGCCUGCCCCGGCCCCGGCCCCGGCCCCGUCCCCGUCCGUGGUGCUGCACUGCCCGGCCCUGCGCGGCCCCGGCGCCCCACGGCCGCGACACCUCCGCCCUCUGCUGCUGGCCGACCACCUAGCGCAGCUGCUGCGCGCACAGGGGGUCCACGUCCGCCUGGUCCCCGCGCUCCCGGAGGAGGGGCGCCAGGACGUGCUGCGGCAGCUCCGCAUUGACUGGCCCGCCGGCCCCGCCGACCCCGGCCUCUCUGAUGCUGUCUCGGCGUUGAAGCGAGGGCUGGCCCGGGUGCCUUGUGCCGCAGGCUGCGGGCAGGGGCCGGGCGCAGCCGCGCUGCCCGCGGAUGUCAUCUGUAAGGUGCAGCUAAAAGGCUUUGUGGAGCAGCAGGGCCUGGUGGGGUACGAUCCCAAUCUGGAUGUGCUUCUGGUGACGGAGGGGAAGCUGCGGUCUGUGGCUGAGCUGCAGCAAGCUGCUCUGCAAUGCACAGCUGGAGGCCAGGGGAGUUGCUGCAGCAUUGUGCAUGUGGUGAGCUGCGAGGAGGAAUUCCAGCAGCAGCAGCUGGAUCUGCUCUGGAGGAUUCUGGAUCCAGGACCUCACACAGCUUUACAGAAAUACCUCGUCUGUGGGCCAGUGAAGGUGACAAACCCCUCAUCACCCAUUGGAGCAGACCAGUACCUCCAGCUCCGAAAGCGCCAGAUGUACAAAGCCUCUGUGAUGAAGUAUGGGGAGCUUGCACAAGAUGAGGCCUGGACUGAGGUGAUCAAUACUCUCACAGCGGCUGCCAUCAGGUUCGAGAUGCUCAGCACUGCUCACCGCAGUCAGAUCACGCUGGACCUUCAGGACAGCAGCAUCUCCACCAAGGGAACCAGGAGCGGCGCCUUCGUGAUGUACAACUGUGCCCGGCUGGCCACGCUCUUCGACACCUUCCAGCGAGCUGUGGAGCAGGGCACGUACCCACCUCUGCCACCACCCUCUGAGCUGAACUUCUCCUGCCUCCGGGAAGAGGGCGAAUGGCUCCUGCUCUUCAACUACCUCCUGCCCUUCCCUGAAGUCCUGCAGCAGGCAGCACAGCUGCCUGCACCCACCAAAGGCAUCCGGAUCACAGCCAACACAGAAGCAGUGUGCAAGUUCCUGAUCCAGCUCAGCAUGGAUUUCAGCUCCUACUACAACCGGGUGCACGUCCUGGGAGAGCCGUUCCCUCACCUCCUUGAGCAGAUGUUUGCCCGUCUGCAGCUGCUGGCAGCGGUGCGGGACGUGUUCCACAGCACGCUGGGUACGCUACACCUCCCACCGCUCAGCCAGAUCUGAGCCACCCCUCGGAAGCCACAUCACAGUGUGACAGGUAUCGGUACACCCCACCA
Neopsephotus bourkii (Bourke's parrot) is the source of this 1829-nucleotide messenger RNA. It is a transcript of the gene DALRD3, whose product is annotated as DALR anticodon binding domain containing 3. NCBI's taxonomy places the organism in Eukaryota, Metazoa, Chordata, Aves, Psittaciformes, Psittacidae. The coding region runs from base 16 to 1776 and encodes 586 amino acids. Gene Ontology annotation, biological process: tRNA C3-cytosine methylation; arginyl-tRNA aminoacylation. Gene Ontology annotation, molecular function: arginine-tRNA ligase activity; tRNA binding; ATP binding. The record is from RefSeq and is a predicted model, not a curated record. The transcript is spliced from 13 exons.